Molecule: messenger RNA, 4672 nt
Organism: Puntigrus tetrazona (Sumatra barb)
Lineage: Eukaryota; Metazoa; Chordata; Actinopteri; Cypriniformes; Cyprinidae
Gene: slc9a7
Product: solute carrier family 9 member 7
Exons: 17
Coding region: 86-2242 (718 amino acids)
Biological process (GO): proton transmembrane transport; sodium ion transport; regulation of pH
Cellular component (GO): membrane; recycling endosome
Molecular function (GO): sodium:proton antiporter activity
Source: RefSeq, a predicted model, not a curated record
UGCUCCGAUGCCUCUCAUUAUUGCUCUGACUCUACCUGACGCAGCUGAGGCAGUGUGAGGAAACCCGCCACCAGCAUCCUGCACCAUGGAGGCGGCCACGGCACCAAAGCCAUGGACAUUAUACGCAUUAGGAGGACACAGCUCACUGUUUCCUUUUUUAAUGUUCAUUUUAAGCCAAUGUUGUCGGAUAAGAGCGGAUGACGGCGGCAUAGAGGAACUUGCCACGGAGAAAGAAGCAGAGGAAAGUCACAGGCAGGACAGCGUGAAUUUACUUACAUUCAUUUUGCUUUUGACACUCACUAUCCUCACGAUAUGGCUCUUCAAACACAGAAGAGUGCGCUUCCUGCACGAAACGGGACUGGCAAUGAUAUACGGUCUGUUGGUGGGUGUUAUUUUGCGGUAUGGCAUCCCGUCCACCAGCUACCAUAAUAAAACUCCUCCGAGUUGCACCCUGAGGGAGGGUCCUGUCAGCACGGUGCUCCUCAACGUUAGUGGAAAGUUCUUUGAGUACACACUCAAGGGGGAGAUCAAUCUCAGAGAAAUCCACAGUGUGGAGCAGAAUGACAUGUUGCGCAAGUUGACCUUUGACCCCGAGGUGUUCUUCAACAUUCUGCUACCUCCCAUCAUAUUCCACGCCGGAUACAGCCUCAAAAAGAGACACUUCUUCAGAAACUUAGGAUCAAUAAUAACUUAUGCGUUUCUGGGCACUGCCAUUUCCUGUUUUGUCAUUGGAAACCUUAUGUAUGGCGUGGUGAAACUGAUGCAGGUUAUGGGUCAACUCACUGACAAGUUCUACUACACAGACUGCCUCUUCUUUGGUGCCAUAAUAUCUGCCACAGAUCCAGUCACAGUGCUCGCGAUCUUUAAUGAGCUUCAUGCUGAUGGUGAUCUCUAUGCGCUGCUGUUUGGAGAGAGCGUCAUGAAUGAUGCCGUCGCCAUAGUCCUUUCAUCGUCAAUUGUAGCGUAUCAGCCUUCAGGAGCCAACACGCACACAUUUGAUGCCUCUGCCUUCUUCAAGUCAGUAGGCGUUUUCUUGGGCAUCUUCAGUGGCUCUUUCGCUAUGGGUGCAGUCACUGGAGUAGUCACUGCCCUCGUGACAAAAUUCACCAAGCUGCACUGUUUCCCUCUGCUGGAGACUGCUCUGUUCUUCCUCAUGUCUUGGAGUACCUUUCUACUGGCCGAAGCUUGUGGAUUCACAGGUGUUGUCGCUGUGCUGUUUUGUGGAAUCACACAGGCCCAUUAUACCUACAACAAUCUCUCUGAGGAGUCGACCAAACGCACUAAACAGUUGUUUGAGGUGCUACACUUCCUAGCAGAGAACUUCAUCUUCUCAUACAUGGGCCUGGCGCUCUUCACCUUUCAGAAUCACGUCUUCAGCCCUAUUUUCAUAUUUGGAGCCUUUAUCGCCAUCUUUAUCGGCCGGGCCUUGAACAUCUAUCCUUUGUCUUUCGUGAUUAACCUGGGCCGAAGACACAAAAUCAGGGGAAACUUUCAGCACAUGAUGAUGUUUGCAGGGCUGCGAGGGGCAAUGGCAUUCGCUCUGGCUAUCCGUGACACCGCCACAUAUGCGCGGCAGAUGAUGUUCACCACGACCCUGCUCAUUGUGUUCUUCACAGUUUGGGUGUUUGGGGGAGGCACCACGCCAAUGCUGUCCUGGCUGCAUAUCAGGGUUGGAGAGACGUCUGCUGCAGAGAAGGAGAGGCUGCGUAGACUGUGGAAUUACGACAGAGUUGGAGUGGACCCCGACCAGGAUCUUCAGCCAUGUGGGGACAGCUUCCAGGUCCUUCAGGGAGAUGGAUCCCAAUCAGAAGGACAGAGCAAGACCAAGCAAGAGAGCGCCUGGCUUUUCAGACUUUGGUAUACUUUUGACCACAAUUAUCUAAAGCCUAUCCUGACCCAUAGCGGCCCCCCUUUGACCACCACUCUGCCGGCCUGCUGCGGUCCUCUUGCUCGAUGUCUGACCAGCCCCCAGGCCUAUGAGAACCAUGAGCCGCUGCGAGACAAUGACUCAGACCUCAUCCUGAAUGAAGGAGACCUGACGCUGACCUAUGGCGACACAGCCAUCACAGCCAAUGGGGCCUCGUCCUCCGGUCCUGAAGGAUCGGGCGGCAGCUGGGGUGUGAACGGCAAACGCAGCGACAGCACGUCAGAGGACGCUCUGGAGCGAGAACUGGACACUCGUGAACAUGAGCUCUUGAGCCGUGGCACACGUCUUGUUUUCCCCAUGGAGGACCACGCUUGACCCCACCUCACAAAACCGCCUCCCUGCGCUCCAUGCCUCCACUUUUCUUGCACAUUGAUCCAUCAGACCACCCACGACCCCUCCAAAGAUCUCAUGCAGGGGGUCUGAACACUCAAGGGAACCUAAAGAUGGAGAUCAGGAGGGUUUGUUCUCAAAGAAACGGAGGCGACAUAAUUGAUGCUAUGGCAGACUCCUGAAAAUGUGAUUUGUAGAAGAAAAAAUAUAUAAAAAAAAAAACCUGUAUAUUGGACCGCUUUGGGCACUGAUGUCCUUAGGAUGAAGGAUUGAUGCAGAACGGUCUCUGCUGCCCUUAACAUUCACACCGUCCACCACAUAUUAACAUUUUAGCAUAGUAAUUUUUUGUUAGCAAUGCUGCUACAAGCUAUGACUGAGACGGGAACAGCCAGUAUUAUCUUAAUUUGCAUUUAAAUGCUUGUCUUUCUCCAUCAGGCAAAUAAGCGAACAGCUCGUAAUGUUUGUAAAUAUUCCAUGGCAGCGGUGUUUGAAAGCUCACAAACACAAAGACAACAUUGACAUGAGUGCAUGCUCAUCUCAUGACUGCAUACGGAAAUCUUGUAAUACUUAACUCUAGUGAUUUGGAGUUUACACUUCCUGCAGUAUCUUGGUUGUACGAACACCAAGUUAACGUGCCGGUCGUUGUAAAUAUGAAUGUUGGUCUGCACAGCUGUGGGACUUUUUUUGGUUUUUAAGCUGAAUGCAACCAGAGUGUAUGAGCCAUGCACUUUAGCUGCAGCUGAGCUGCAGUCCUUGCAUGUUUUGCUUUAUUAUAUUAGCAUAUUAACCACUUGCACACUCCCAGCCAGAAUUGCAGACCGAUGUAGUUAUCAAAGAGUCUUCGUAUCUGCAUCAAACAUUCUUUUUGCGCCUCUUCAAAUUAGAAUGUUUUUGAAGGUGGAUUUUUCCAUAUGUAUGAGCUGCUGCUGUCUAGCAGUCGGCGAUUCUGAAAUCAGGAAUCUGGAGUGUUUGGUAUGACGUUGACCCGGCUGUUUAUGUGUUCAUGCAGUGAACGGGUGGCCUUGAGCCAGUAACCGCCAAUGCGCAUUCCUUCCCUCCUCCGUGUCUGGAAAUGAAUCAUGUUAACGAAUGCAAGUCUAAAGUCCGAGAAUUUAGUUAAUAACUAACUUACAGAUGUUUGAAAAAAGUCCUCAUUAAUUCCGAUUUAUAUUCAACACAAUAAACUAAACCUUUGCACUCUUUCCACUUGGUAACCUUUACAAUGGUCUGCACUUGCGCCUGUCUGUUAGCUUGAGGUGUGCAAGGAAAUGCAUCACUUCAGUAAAAUCUAGUUCAGCAUCUGACCAGAACAUACAUCGAGGAGAUUUGCACUAUUUAUGUGGAGCAAAUGAGCCUUGCAGGCUUCGCGGCAAUCAGUUUGAGGUGCAGAACCUAAAUAACUGGCUGUAGCACAUGUGAUCUGGUUAAGAAGUCACUCCUCUUUUGAAUGACUCUUUCAAUCUGUCUUUUUUUUUUUCCUGACCAUACUAUGGUGGACUUGUGUGUACCUUCAGGAUAUGUAUCUCCCUCCUGUAGCAUUCACCUUUUACUUGCUGUUCUGCAUGUCAGUAUAUAAACAAACAAAAACCCAUAAUCAAGCUGCCAUUUUUUUUGUCUGUGAUGUAUGAAACGCCAAAAUGCUCAGUUUUCCCAUUUGAAUCCAUUUAAAGGUCUACUCUGCCCCCAAAAUGACAGUUUUGUCUUUAAUUACUUACCCCCGUGUCGUUCCAAACAGCAUUGUUCAUCUUCGUAACACAGUUCAAGACGUUUAGGAUGAAAAUCAGGCUUGCGAUCGUCCCAUUGGCUGGCAAGUAAUGAACACUGUCAGGACCCAGAAAAGUCAAAAUAGGCAUCGUUGAAGUAGUCCCAUCUGCCGUCGGUGGUUCAACUGUAACAUUAUAAAGCGACGAGAAUACUUUUUGUAUGCAAAGAAAAUAAAAGAUUUAUUUAACAAUUCAGCACUUCUUUGCGUACAAAAAGUGUUCUCGUUGCUUCCUGAAAUCUAGAUCAAAGCAUGGAUGGCAGAUGGAGUAUUUUGAUGAUGUCUCUUGUACUUGACUGUGUUGGCAGUCAACGGGACAGACAAGCCUCUUUGUUUUUAUCCAAAAUGUCUUCUAUUGUGUUCUGAAGACGAACAAAGCUUUUACAGGGGAUACGACAUGGGGGUAAGCGAUUUAAUAAAACUAUUUUCAUUUUGGGGUAGUGUAACCCUUUAAGAUGCACUCAGCCUGUUAAAUAAUGCGACAAAACUGUGGUAUGGAUUGUAGUUUACCAAAUGUAUGUUUAUAAAAAAAAAAAAUAGCCAAUGUAUCAAAGUGGGCUACAGUAGCAAUACCUAAGUAAGGUAUUUGUUUUAUUUUAUAUGUCAUUAAAUAAGAAGAAUAAUAAAACAAGAAAACUAGUGUUUACAACAAA